Molecule: messenger RNA, 13480 nt
Organism: Callithrix jacchus (white-tufted-ear marmoset)
Lineage: Eukaryota; Metazoa; Chordata; Mammalia; Primates; Cebidae
Biological process (GO): regulation of transcription by RNA polymerase II
Molecular function (GO): DNA-binding transcription factor activity, RNA polymerase II-specific; RNA polymerase II cis-regulatory region sequence-specific DNA binding
Source: RefSeq, a predicted model, not a curated record
AAGACCCCGAGUUUUGGUCACACUGUGACCUAUAUGAGACCUAACCAAAAUGCGAGAAUUUUUUUUUUUCUUGAGAGGAGUCUUGCUCUGUCGCCCAGGCUCCAGGACAGUGGCGCGAUCUUGGCUCACUGCAACCUCUGCCUCCCGGGUUCAAGCGAUUGUCCUGCCUCAGCCUCCUAAUGUGAGAAUUUUUUUUUUUUUUUUUGAGAUGGAGUUUCGCUCUUGUUGCCCAGGCUGGAAUGAAAUGGCGCAUUCUCGGCUCACCGCAACCUCCGCCUCCUGGGUUCAAACUAUUCUCCUGUCUCAGCCUCCCGAGUAGCUGGGAUGACAGGCAUGAGCCACCGCGCCCAGCCCGAGAAUUUUUAAAACAAAAUUAUUAGAGGCCAUCAUUGCAGAUGCCGGUCACAAACCCCACAGGCUCACCUAAGCAUCUGAGCUACUGUUUAAAAACUGGGUACUCCCGGGGCUGGCGCUGAGGCUCAGGCUGGGCUGCGAACCGUCCAAUCAGGCGCGCAGCUGGAGCGGACAUGGCGGCUUCCGGGACGUGGCGGGGCCUUUGUCUCCCGCUGCAGCCGGAGCUCCAGAUCUGGUUUUUACUCCUUUGUGUCCUCUGCUGAUAGAGGACAAGCCUCUGUGGCCCGGUGACCUGCAGGUAUUGGGAGAUGCACAGCUAAGACGCCAGGACCCCCUGGAAGCCUAGAAAUGGGGCCGUUGACAUUUAGGGAUGUGGCCAUCGAAUUCUCUCUAGAGGAGUGGCAAUGCCUGGACACUGCUCAGCAGGAUUUGUAUAGAAAAGUGAUGUUAGAGAACUACAGAAACCUGGCCUUCUUAGCAGGUAUUGCUGUCUCUAAGCCAGACCUGAUCACCUGUCUGGAGCAAGGAAAAGAGCCCUGGAAUAUGAAGAGACUUGAGAUGGUAGAUGAACCCCCAGUUACGUGUUCCUAUUUUGUUAAAGACCUUUGGCCAGAGCAAGACAUAAAAGAUUCUUUUCAAGAAGUGAUACUGAGAAGAUACAGAAAAUGUGGACCUGAGAAUUUACAGUUAAGAAAAGGCUCUGCAAGUGUGGAUGAGUGUAAUCUGUACAAAGAAGGUUAUAAUGAAGUUAGCCAGUGUUUGACAGCUACCCAGACUGAAAUAGUUCAAGGUGAUAAAUAUAUGAAAGUCUUUCUUAGACGUUUAAAUUCAAAUAGACAUAAGACAAGAUGUACUGGAAAGAAAACUUUCAAAUAUAAAAAACGUGACGAAUCAUUUUGCAUGCAUUUGUACCUAAGUCAAAAUAAAAGAAUUCAUAUUAGAGAGAAUUCUUACCAAUGUGAAGAAUGUGGCAAAGUCUUUAAGCGGUCCUCACACCUUUCUAGACACAUGAGAAUCCAUACUGGAGAGAAACCUUUCAAAUGUGAAGAAUGUGGCAAAGUCUUUAUGCGGUUCUCAGCCCUGUCUACACACACGAGAAUCCAUACUGGAGAGAAACCUUUCAAAUGUGAAGAAUGUGGCAAAGCUUUUAAGCACUCCUCAACUCUUAGUACACAUAGGAUGACUCAUACUGGAGAGAAACCCUACAGAUGUGAAGAAUGUGGCAAAGCCUUCAACACAUCCUCACACCUUACUGCACAUAAGAUAAUUCAUACUGGAGAGAAACCCUACAAAUGUGAAGAAUGUGGCAAAGCGUUUAACCAUUCUUCAUCUCUUACUACACAUAAGUUCAUUCAUGCUGGAGAGAAACCCUACAAAUGUGAAGAAUGUGGCAAAGCUUUUUAUCGAUUCUCAUUCCUUACUAAACAUAAGAUAAUUCACACUGGAGAGAAAUUUUACAAAUGUGAAGAAUGUGGCAAAGGCUUUUACUGGUUUUCAACCCUUACUAAACAUAAGAAAAUUCAUACUGGAGAGAAACCCUACAAAUGUGAAGAAUGUGGCAAAGCCUUUAAUGUGUCUUCAAACCUUACUACACAUAAGAUGAUUCAUACUGGAGAGAAACCCUACAAAUGUGAAGAAUGUGGCAAGGGCUUUAACUACUCCUCAAAACUUAUUAAACAUAAGAUGAUUCAUACUGGAGAGAAACCUUACAAAUGUGAAGAAUGUGGCAAAGCCUUUAACCAAUCCUCAAACCUUACUACACAUAAGGUAAUUCAUACUGGAGAGAAAUCUUAUAAAUGUGAGGAAUGUGGCAAAGCUUUUACCCAUUCCUCACACCUUACUUCGCAUAGGAGAAUUCACACUGGAGAGAAACCCUACAAAUGUGAAGAAUGUGGCAAAGCUUUUAACCAAUCCUCAAAUCUUAGUAAACAUAAAAUAAUUCAUAUUGGAUAGAAGUCUUACAAAUCUGAAGAAUGUGAUAAAGCCUUUAACCAAACUGCAACUCUUACUAAGCAUAGGAAAAAUUAUCCUUGAAGGAAACCCUACAACUGUGAAGAAUGUGGAAGUUCUCUCAAGCAGUCCUCAUAAUUUAUUAAACAAAAUAACUCAUACUGGAGAGAAACUGUACAAAUAUAAGAAUGGCCUCAACUCUUAAAAAGCAUUGAAAAAAAUUCAUCCUAUAUGGAAAUCCUAUGAGUGUGAAAAACAUAGCAAAGCCUUUAACAACACAUAACCGCUGCUCCAGGGGAGGGUCCCCAUGCCAAUGCACAACUAGAUUUUGAUCCCCAGGCCUAUGUUCAAGUGUCUUUGUGGGCUGUCAGGGCUUGGGACCAAAUUCCCAAAAGCAGAGUUCAACAGGGAUCUUUUAUAAAUGUUCAACAAGGGCCUCAGGAGCCAUUUGCUGAGUUUAUCAAUCAGUUAACCCAGGCAAUUAAGAGAGAAAUUUGUCACAGCCAGGCUGCUAUCUUAUUGUUGCAAUUGACUUUGGAAAUGCUAAUGUGGACUGCGGGCAAGCAAUGCAAGCAGAGGAAAGGGAGUUACAGUUGGGAAACUUACAUGAGCAUGUCAGCUGACGGGAACUGAGACACACAAAGCCAAAAUAUUGGCUAUGGCAUUAGGCCUCCUAAAGUGAAAGAAAUCAAAAUGAUUUUCUCUGUGGAAAGCCAGAUCAUAUGAAAAGGAAAUGCCUCCAUAGUAGAGACCAAGGUAACUCAGGGAAAGAACCCCCUUCUGUAUGCCCCUAACAUAAAAAGGGGACACAGUGGGCAAAUCCAUGCAGGUCGAAAUUUGGCAAAAACGGAAACCAUGUAAGUAACCAGGUGGGAACCUUCAUGAGGGACCAUCCCUGGGCCCCACUUCAAACUGGGGCAAUGUCAGCAGCUUUCCUUGGUUAGAUGGAAACUCCACAGUCCUCUCUCUCAGAGCAGUCACCACUGGGAGUGCAGGACUGGACUUACUCUGCCCCAACAAAUAAGUGCUAAAAGAAGAAGACCCUAAAAGGGUUGCAACUGGGAUGUGGGGCCCCUCGCCUCUGGGAACAGUGGGAGUAGUCCUGUGGUGGUCUAGCCUAUCCAGUGAAGAAUUUAAUGUGCUCACUGGAGAAUGGAUAGUGAUUACCAAGGUGAGAUAUGGUUACGAUGGAAUGUAAAGGUCUGCAUAUUCUCUCUGGACCAAAGGUAGCUCAGUUACUAUUUUACCAUACUGGGUUUCCAGUGCCCAUGGAAAGCAAAAGGGAAAGGGAAGUUUUAAAAGCACAGGAGCCACAGGAGUAUAUUAGAAUAAAUCAUUGAUCAGAGACCCAUAAUUACCUUAAAAAUCAAAGAUAAAUUUACUGUCUUAUUGGACAUGGGCAGACAUUUCAAUCGGCGAUCAAAGCUGUGCAGAAACUUGGCCCUGGGUCACUCAGAAACAAAAAAUUGUUGGCAUUGGGGAUGUGCAGACAGCCGAGCAGAGCACCUGCCCCCUACCUGCUGUGAUUCAGAAGGAAACAAGGCAGUUACACAACCUCUAAUCAUGCCCAUUCCUGUUAACCUUUGGGAACAAGGCCUAUUACCCACUAUGGGUGACUCUGCAGACCCCUUUCUAACAAGACACUGUUACUGUUCCUCCCCUAGCUCGGAUCCAAUUUAAGCAGAACGGUGGCCUCUGAAGGGAGAGAAAUUGCAGAAGGCCCAUGAAUUAGUUGAUGAGCAAUCAAAAGCUGGGCAUAUAGAACCAUCUGAUAUGAUAGUCCCUAGAAUUCGCCCAUUUUUGACAUUCCCAAAAAGUCUGGGAAAUGGAGACUUUUGCAAUGACUUACAUGCUGUCAAUGCCAAUUUGCAACCUAUGGGACCCCUUCAGCAGGGGCUUCCUUCCUCUGUGAUGAUUCCCCAAGAUUGGUCUAUAAUCAUACUGACUUAAAGGACUGUGCAUACAAUUUCCGUAGCAGACCAGGACAGAGAAAAAUUUGCAUUUACAAUACCAGCUAUCAGUAAUGAAAGGACAGCUUGUUAAUUUCAUUGGAAAGUACUUUCUCAAAGACUGUUAAACUGCCUUACCAUGCGUCAGUAUCAUGUAAAUCAAGCUUUGUUCCCCAGUAGAAAAGAAUUUCCUGAUUGCAAGGUUAUUUAUUUCAUGGAUGAUGAUCUACUAGCAGCCCUAAUGGAGCCAAUGCUUUUAAAUAUAUUUACCUCUCUCAUAAAGAAUACACAGCUAAGAGGCUGAAUCAUUGCUCCUGAAAAGGUACAAAUGUCCUCUCCUUGGAAAAUCUUGGGUACAUACUAACUUCCUAGUCACUAAGGCCUCAAAAGAUUUAAGUUAAAUACUAGCAACUUUGCCAGGCUCAGUGGCUCAUGUCUGUACUCCCAGCACUUUGGGAGGCUGAGAUGGGUGGAUCACAAGGUCAAGAGAUCGAGACCAUCCUGGUCAACAUGGUGAAACCCCGUCUCUACUCAAAAUACAAAAAAGUAGCUGGGCAUGGUGGCGCGUGCCUGUAAUCCCAGCUACUCAGGAGGCUGAGGCAGGAGAAUUGCCUGAACCCAGGAGGCGGAGGUUGCGGUGAGCCGAGAUCGCGCCAUUGCACUCCAGCCUGGGUAACGAGCGAAACUCCAUCUCAAAAAACAAAAAACAAACAAAAAAAAACUAGCAACUUUAACACCUUAAAUGGUUAUCAGAAAUUACUAGGCAGUAUCAACUUGGUCCCCCUCUUUAGGCAUUCUUACUUACAAGCUGCAAAACCUGUUUGCUAUCUUAAAGGACAAUACAGCCCUGAAUUCUCCCAAAUAACCCCUACAACAUAAAGGGAAUCGAGGAAAUAGAACAAGCUGUCUCUCAAAGGCAGCUAGAUUGCACUGAGCUGCAGUAUUCAAUUGUUUAUUUUUCUCAUCAAACACUCCCCUACAGGGUUAAUAGGAUAGAUGACCCUAAGACUGCACUUUCUAGAAUGGGUUUGUUGCUCACAUACUGGGACUAAAACACUUCUCUCUAUAUCCAGUUACUUAGUGAAGUAAUCCAUUCAGGCCUCAGAUGAUGCAAUCAGUUGCUAGGUUAUGAUCCUGAUAUCAGGAUUCCUUUAAGUAAAAAGAAAUUCUAAGCAGUACUGCCCUUACCAAUGGACUUGCAAAUAGCACUCUGAUUACACAGGACCAAUAGAGCCUGUCUUUCCUGCUGAUUAACUCCUUCAUUUCUUAUCUCAUACUCCUGUGGUCUUACCCACAAAAAUAGUUUACUCCCCAUACCUACUUAUUGAACAUUGUUUACUGAUGGUAUGGAUAAACAUGAAAAAGGAGCAGUUUGGUGGACACCACAUAAUUCCUUUCCUCGAUGUGGGUUUAACAGCACUCAGAAAGCUGAGAUUGAGGCACUAAUAAUGGCUCUGGAAACUGUUUACACUCAGACCCUCAAUAUUAUUAGUGAUUCUGCUUACUCUCUAUUUACUGCAGAACCCUGAGACAGCCCUAAUUAAGACCACUCGGGAGCCUGCCCUUGUGCUCUUUUUCUUCUGCUUCAGCAAUUUAUAGGUCAACAUACACAUCCUAUUUUUAUUACAGACAUUUGCGCCCAUAACUCACUUCCUGGCCCAUUGGUUUAUGGCAAUAAUCAAGCAGACCUUCAAGUUAUGACAUCACUGCUUGACCAAGCUACCCAAUUGCAUCAAUUUUUCCACCAAAAUUGGGUACACUUAUCUAAACAAUUUCAACUUACCCAGAUACUGGAUAAAGAAAUUUUCCCACAAUGCUCGGAUUGCCAGCUCACCGGCACGUCACCUCCUUCUACAGGUGUUAACUCUAGAAGAUUAGAACCUUAUCAGUUAUGGCAAACAGAUGUUACAUCCCUGCAUUUGGAAAACAAAGAUAUGUACAUGUAUCCAUUGACACGAACACUCAUUUAUAAUUAGUGCACACAGCAUCCCUGGAGAGGCUACUCAAUAUGUCAUCAGACAUCUUUUAACAUUUGCAUUUAUGGGACAGCCCACAAAAAUAAAACUGAUAAUGGUCCAGCUUGCGCCAGCUCACAAUUUCAAUAAUCUUGUCACACAUGGAAUAUUCAACAUUUUACAGGCAUCCCAUAUAACCCCCAAGGACAGGCCAUAGUAGAAUGUGCCCGUUCCACUCUUAAAAAUAUGCUCAAAAAACAAAAAGGGGAGUAUGAGUAAAGGGUCCUGCAACACUAUUGGCAUUAGCCUUAUUUACCCUAAAAUUUUUAAAUUUAGAUGGUAAAUUUCAAUCAGCUGUAGAAAAGCACUUUGCUAAGCUUGUCAAGACAUAAAACCUGCAGUUUUAUGGAAAGAUGUAAACAUUAACAUCCAGCAUGGUCCAAAUGAAUUAUUAACAUGGGGAAGAGAGUAUGCUUGUGUUCCCACCUCUUCAGGUCCACUUUGGAUUCCAACACAAUGCAUCAAACCAUACCAUAGUCUAACUAGGACCCAACCCAGUACCAGAAAUAAAGGAACUAACCCUACAGGACACACAGCCAAAGACAAUGCGGUGUGCGAGCAUUUCUUUUAUUGACAUCUUUACCAACACUUGCUUUUUAAUGAGAGUCAUUCUAACAGGAAUGAAUUAUCUUACAGUUUUUGUUUUUGGCUUGCCUGUUUGUGAUAAUUGACAUUGAACAUUUUUGUUUUUGUUUUAUUGAGAUGGAGUUUCGCUAUUGUUACCCAGGCUGGAGUGCAAUGGCACGAUCUCAGUUCACCGCAACCUCCGCCUGCUGGGUUCAGGCAAUUCUCCUGCCUCAGCCUUCUGCGUAGCUGGGAUUACAGGCACGCACCACCAUGCCCAGCUAAUUUUUUGUUAUUUUUAGUAGAGACGGGGUUUCACCAUGUUGACCAGGGUGGUCUUGAUCUCUUGACCUCGUGAUCCACCCACCUGGGCCUCCCAAAGUGCUGGGAUUACAGGCGUGAGCCACCACACCCAGCAAACGUUUUUAAAUAUAUCCGUUGGCUCUAUGUUUGUAUCUUCUUGAAAAAAUACUUAUUUCAGCUGUUUGCUUAUUUUUAAUGAUAAUUUUCUUUUGUUGUAUUGUCAUUUGAGUUUUUAAUAUAUUUUUGCUGUUAACCCCUUGUCACAUGUAUAAUUUGCAAAUAUUGUCUCUCUUGGUUGUCACAUUCUGCUGAUUGUAUCAGAUUCUGUGCAGCAGCUUUUUAAUUUGAAGUGAUUUGACUUAUUUAUUCUUCCUUACUGUGUCCUGAGAUGUUUAGGUUAAAUUUUAAAACUUGCUGCUUAGACCAAUGUUAUGGGGCUUUCACUCUAUUUUUUGGUACCAGUAGUUUCAGUUAUAGGCCUUACAUUAAAUUGGCUAAUUUAUUUAGAGUUUAUUUUUACAUAUGAUGUGCGAUGAGAGUCUCGCUUUUCUUCUGCUGCAUAUGGAUAUAAAGUUUUCUUAACAUGAUUUAUUGAAAAUACUGUUCUUACCUUUAAACAGUCACCUUUAUUUAAAAUCAGUUAGCUGUAAAUACAUGGAUACAUUUCUGCUCCUUUCUUCUUCUCCAUUGACCUGUCUGUUUUUAUUCAAGUACCAUACUGUUUUUGUUUCCAUAGCUUUGUGCUAUAUUUCAAAGUCAGGUAGGAUGAUAUCUUCACUUCUUUUGUCUUGAUUGCUUUGGCUAUGCAAGGUCUUUUGUGGUACCAUAUGAAUCUUACAUACACUUUAUGAAGUAUGUGACUGGUAUUCUGAUACAGGUUGCAUUAUAUCUGUAGAUCAUUUUGUGUAAUAUAAAUAUUUGUUAAUAAUGCCACUUCAUGAAUAAUACUUCAUUUAUAUAUUAUUUAAUUUCUAUAAUGUUCUUCAGAGUAGAAUGUAAGGUGUUUCAACUUUUUGAUGUAGUUUAUUUCAGGGCCAGGCGUGGUGGCUUACGCCUGUAAUCCCAGCACUUUGGGAGGCCGAGGCGGGUGGAUCACAAGGUCAAGAGAUCGAGACCAUCCUGGUCGACCAGGUGAAACCCUGUCUCUACUAAAAAUACAAAAAAUUAGCUGGGCGUGGUGGUGCGCGCCUGUAAUCCCAGCAACUCGGGAGGCUGAGGCAGGAGAAUUGCCUGAACCCAGGAGGCGGAGGUUGUGGUGAGCCGAGAUCGCACCAUUGCACUCCAGCCUGGGUAACAAGAGCGAAACUCUCUCAAAAAAAAAAAAAAAGAAAAAAAAAAGUUUAUUUCAAAUUAUAGUUAUGGUAGAUGGAAUUCUUUUUUAAUUUCAUUUUGAGAUAGUUAUUUUUUAUUUUUAUUGUUGAGAUGGAAUGUCGCUCUGUACCCCAGGCUGGAGUACAGUGGUGCAAUCUCAGCUCACUGAAACCUCUGACUCCAAGGUUCAAGCAAUUCUCCUGCUUCAGCCUCCCAAGUAGCUGGGACUACAGGCAUGUGCCACCACGCCUGGCUAAUUUUUGUAUUUUUAGUAAGGAUGGGGUUUUGUUAUGUUGGUCAGUUGACCUCAAUCUCUUGACUUUGUGAUCUGCCCGCCUCGGCCUCCCAAAGUGCUGGGAUUACUAGCAUGAGCCACCAUACCUGGCCUCAUUUUCAGACAGUUAUUAAUGUAUAGAAAAGCUAUGACUUUUAGAUGGUACUUUUGUAAGGUUUAAUAAAUUUGUUUUGUUGGUGAUGAUGAUGAUGAUGAGUUGUUUGAGAUGGAGUCUUGGUCUGUCACCCAGGCUGGAGUGCAGUGGCAUGAUCUUGGUACAGUGCAGCCUCUACCUUUCAUGUUCAAAGUAUUCUCCUGCCUCCACCUCCCAAGUAGCUGAGACUACAGGUACCCACAACUACUCCAGGCUAAUUUCUGUAUUUUCGUAGAGACAGGGUUUCACAAUGUUGACCAGGCUGGUCUUGAACUGCUGGCCUUGUGAUCCACACAUCUUAGCUUCCCAAAGUGCGGAGAUUACAGACAUGAGCCACGAUGCUGAGCCUGUUAUUUUUAAUAUUUACUAAGAUAGUAGGCUUUUAUAUACUUUAGAUUAUGUAUAGGGAUAAAAGGAAAUUAUACAGGAAUAAUUUAACUUCCUUUUCUCCAAUCUGGAUGCCUUUGAUUUUAUUCUCUAAUCUCUUUCUCUUGGAUAUUUAGUACUAUGUUUAGUAAGACUGACUAGAGUGGGCAUCCUUGCCUUGUUCUAGCUCUUAAGAGUAAAAGCUUUCAGCAUAUCCCUGUUUAGUACGGUGUUGGCAUUUUUUGGUUAUGUGUGAAAUUUAUCAGCUGAAAUGCAUUUGUUCUAUACCUAAUUUUUCUGGAGAUUUAUUAUAAGGGAAUGUUAAAGUUACCAGACUUCUAUUGUGGAUCGAUUUUUUUUUUUUUUUGCACUCUGAAUCUAUUUAAAUGUUAGAGAUGUCAAAUCACAACUAAUUCUACAUACAUACAAAAAAUCAUCAGAGAAUACUAUGAACAUCUCUAUGCCUGCAAUCUAGAAAAUUUUGAGAAAGUAAACUAACUCCUAAAUACACAUAACUUUCCAAGAUUGAACCAGGAAUAAACAGCAAAAGUGUAUAAAAUAUAUCAUGUAUGGCCGGGUGUGGUGGCUCACGUGUAUAAUCCAAGCAUUUUGGAGGCCAAGGCGGUGGAUCACCUGAAGUCGGGAGUUCAAGACCAGCCUGACCAACAUGGUGAAACCCUGUCUUUAUUUUUUUAAAAAAAUAAAUUUAUAAAAUAAAUAAAUAAAAUAUAUAAUGUAUAAAUAUAUAAUGAAAGUGAAUUUAUUAUUAAAAAACCUACUAACUAUAAAAAGUCCUGGAUUAUAUAAAAUCACAGCCAUAUUUUACCAAUAUAAAAAGAUGAGGUGGUACUAAUUCUACUGAAUGUAUUCCAAAAAAUCCAGAUGGAAUUCCACCGUAACUCACUAUAUAAAAUCUGCAUUAUCUUGACAACAAAGUCUAGUAAAGACAGAACAAUAAAAAACUACAGGCCAAUAUUUUUGGUAAACAUUGAAACAAAAAUUCUGCCUGCAUGAAAUACUAGCAAGCUGAGUUGACAGGCAAAUCAAAGAUUUAUUUUGCCACAAUCAUAUGAGGGUUAUAUAUCACAUAUGCAAGAAUGUUUCAUCAUAUACAAGUCAUAAGUGUGAUUCACCAUGUAAUUAAAAGCAAAAAAUUAUAUUAUUAACAAAAUAGAUGCAGAAAAAACAUUUAAGAAAAUCCAGUAUUCAGGGCCGGGCACGGUGGCUCAAGCCUGUAAUCCCAGCACUUUGGGAGGCUGAGGCGGGUGGAUCACGAGGUCAAGAGAUCAAGACCAUCCUGGUCAACAUGGUGAGACACCAUCUCUACUAAAAAUACAAAAAAUUAGCUGGGCAUGGUGGUGCGUGCCCGUAAUCCCAGUUACUCAGGAGGCUGAGGCGGGAGAACUGCUUGAACCCAGGAGGCGGAGGUUGCAGUGAGCCGGGAUCGCGCCAUUGCACUCCAGCCUGGGUAACAAGAGUGAAACUCUGUCUCAAAAAAAAAGAAAAUCCAGUAUUCAUAAAAAUAUUCUCAACAAAGCAGACAGUGAUAAAACAUACCUCAAAAAAAUAAGAGCCAUGUAUGACAAAUCCUUGGCUAACACCAUACUGAUCAGGCAAAAGCUGCAUGCAUUUCUCAUUAGAAUAAAAAUAAGACUUUCCACUCUAAACAACCCUAUUCAACAUAGUUCUGGAAGUUCUAGUCAGAGCAAUCUAACAAAAUGAAGAAAUAAAUGUCAUCCAAAUAGGGAAAGAGGAAGUCAAAUUGUCUUCACUUAUAAUAUAAUUCUUUAUCUAGAAAACUAAAGAUUUUACCUAAAGACUGCUAAGCUUAAAAAUUACCUUGGCCAGGCGCGGUGGCUCACACCUGUAAUCCCAGCACUUUGGGAGGCCGAGGCGGGUGGAUCACGAGGUCAAGAAAUCGAGACCAUCCUGGUCAACACAGUGAAACCCCGUCUCUACUAAAAAUACAAAAAUUAGCUGGGCAUGGUGGCACGCGCCCGUAAUCCCAGCUACUCGGGAGGCUGAGGCAGGAGAAUUGCUUGAACCCAGGAGGCAGAGGUUGGGUAAGCCGAGAUCGCGCCAUUGCACUUCAGCCUGGGUAACAAGAGCGAAACUCCGUCUCAAAAAAAAAAAAAAAAAAUUACCUCAUCGAAGUCUCAAGAUACAAAAUUCAGUGGCAUUCACAAAUGAAUAGCAUUUCCUUACACCAAUAACAUUUUAGCUGAGAACAAAAUCAAGAAGUAUUCUUUACAAUAGCCAUAAACAAAAAACAAUAUACCUAGAACUAGAUUAAACCAGGAAGGUAGGAUGGGUGCAGUGGCUCAUGCCUGUAGUCUCGGCACUUUGGGAGGCCAAAGCAGGCAGAUCAUGAGGUCAGGAAUCUGAGACCAGCCUGGCCAAACCCUGUGUCUACUAAAAAUAUCACAAAUUAGCCAAGCAUGGUGGCACACGCCUGUAGUCCCAGCUACUCAGGAGCUUAAGACAGGAGAAUCCGUUAAAUCCCAGAGGCAGAGAUUGCAUUGAGCUAAGACUGUGCCACUGCACUCCAGCCUGGGUAACAGAGUGAGACUGUGUCUCAAAAAAAAACAAAAAACAGGGUGGUAAAAUAUUGCUACAAAUUUAACUACAAAGUAUCACUGAAAAUAAUCAGAGAAUUUUUGAGACAGAGUCUCACUCCAUUGCCUAGGCUGGAGUGCAGUGUGAUCUCAGCUCACUGCAACCUCCACCUACCAGGGUUCAAGUGAUUAUCUUGCCUCAGCCUCCUGAGUAGCUGGGAUUACAGGUGCCCGCCACCCCACCUGGCUAAUUUUUGUACUUUUAGUAGACACGGGGUUUUGCUGUGUUUGCUAGGCUGGUCUCGAACUCCUGACCUUAAGUAAUCCACCCACCUUAGCCUCCCAAAGGGCUGGAAUUAUGGACAUUAGCCACCAUGGCAGGCUCAACCCCAUAUUAUUUCUGGUAACAAAGCAUAGCAACAUGAUUUCUUGAAUUUUGCCUGGAUCUUAAUUCAUAAAACAAAGGUGAAUGCCAUUAAAAGGUGUUUAAUACACUUUCACCAGAAACAAUAAUUGACUGACUUAACCAAAAUGCCAGCUCUUGCCAUCUAACUACCAUUAAAAGGAACUGCUCAGGCUCCUAAGUGGUCAACAGUUUCACUUUCAACCUUUCUAAAAGACACAUAACUUGGCCAGGCACGGUAGCUCAUGCCUAUAAUCCCAGCACUUUGGGAGGCCAAAAAGGGCAGAUUACGAGGUCAGGAGUUCAAGAUCAGCCUGACCAGCAUGGUGAAGCCCUUGUCUCUACUAAAAGUAUAAAAAAAUUAGCUGGGCAUAGUGGCAUUCAUCUUUAGUCCCAGCUACUCAGGAGGCUAAGGCAGAAUCACUUGAACCCAGGAGGCAGAGGCUGCAGUGAGCCCAAAUCAUGUCACUGUACUCCAGCCUGAGUGAUAAGAGUGAGACUUUGUCUAAAAUGAAAGGAAAAAGAAAAGGCCAGGUGCGGUCGGUGGCUCACACCUGUAAUCCCAGCACUUUGGGAGGCCGAGGAGGGUGGAUCAUGAGGACAGGAGAUUGAGACCAGCCUGGCAAAUAUGGUGAAAUCCCGUCUCUACUAAAAAUACAAAAAAUUAGCUGUAAAAAUACCAAAAAAGCAAAACAAAACCAAACAAAAAGGUAAAUAAUUUUACAAAAAAUUUUUCUUUAUAAACUUUUGAAUAGUUGGGCUUUUACUCAUAAGCAACAGACUUAUAUAUAUUUUGCAAACUCAAAUACAGAACACUUAAUUUUUUUUUUUUUUUUUGAGACGGAGUUUUGCUCUUGUUACCCAGACUGGAGUGCAAUGGCGCGAUCUCGGCUCAUCGCAACCUCCACCUCCUGGGUUCAGGCAAUUCUCCUGCCUCAGCCUCCUGAGUAGCUGGGAUUACAGGCGCGCGCUGCCAUGCCCAGCUAAUUUUUUGUAUUUUUAGUAGAGACGGGGUUUCACCAUGUUGAACAGGAUGGUCUCAAUCUCUUGACCUCGUGAUCCACCUGCCUUGGCCUCCCAAAGUGCUGGGAUUACAGGCGUGAGCCACCGCGCCCGGCUACUUUCUUUUUUUUUAAAGACAGGGUUUCACCAUGUUGGCCAGGCUGGUCUUCAACUCCUGACCUCAGGUGAUCCACCUCAGCCUCCCAAAGUGCUGUGAUUAGAGGCAUGAGCCACCAUUCCUGUAAUUAUUUACUUUCUUAAUAAAUUUGCUUUCACUUUA